AUGUCUGACGGCGACGAAAACUUACAUCGUUUGGAGGGAACAUCGAGCAAUGUUGUUGGUGGCCUGAUCAUCAAGAAAAAGGAGGAUCCUGAAGAAUUUCAGUUCGCCAAGCCUUCCUUACUUGGUCUAGAUAAGCUAGCAGCAGCUAAACGGAAGCAGAACCGUUUAAUAUCAUUCCAGGACGAUCAGGAAGAGAGUGAUCAAGCAAGUGACUCCACAGGUGCGAAAGAACGUAAAUAUCGAAAGCACAAUGAAGAAACCCCUACAUAUACUGGUGGUAUAUCAGAAGAAGCUAGGGAGCGCAUGUUGGAAAGAUUACAGAAAAAAGAAAAAGAUUUAAAAGAGAAAGGAGUUCACAACUCAACAUUAGAAGAAAGGAAAACUCGUUCAAAAGAAGAUGAGGAUGAUAAAUUCUUUCGCCGUUAUGACAGAAGAGACCGGGAUAGGGACAGAAGAUAUGAUGAUAACAGGAGAGAUAGAGAUAGUUAUAGGAGAGAUACAAGAAGGGAUGAGAGAGAUAGAAGAGAUGACAGAGACAGGCGUGAUAAUAGGGAGAGGAGAGAUGAUAGAGAUAGGAGAAAUGACAGAGACAGGAGUGACCGAGAUAGCUCUAGAAGAAGCUAUUAUGAACCCAGAUUUAAGGAUGAGCCUAGGACUCCAAAUAUGAAAGUCUUAAAACCUACAGACAAAACAGCCUGGGAUGACGAAGAUGACGACCCUAAAGGCACAGUACGUAAAUCAAGUUGGGACUUCCCCACACCCCUGCCAAGAGACGCUGGCACAUCAGAACGCUCUUGGAGAAGCGAGAGAGGAAAACCGUUGCGUGACAAUAAGGGGAGAUUGUAUGAAGAAACUCCUCGAGCCUCUCCUCAUAAAUUUGCCAGUUCACGGCGCGGUGUAGACGUUAACGACCCGGAAUGGGAAGAAGCUGAAAGAAAGCUUGACCGAGAAUGGUACAACAUGGGUGAAGGUGAAAACGACGAAUCUGACCCGUUCGGCAACACCAGCGCAGAAUAUAUAGCGCGCAAAGAAGAACAAAUAGAGAAGCGUCGCAACCGCAAAGUUUCUGCUCAGAGGCAGCAGAUCGACAAGGACAACGAGUUGUGGGAACGGAACAGGAUGCUUACUAGCGGUGUUGUACAUGCCAUUAGUGUUAACAAUGACUUGGAUGAGGAGAGCGUUGACCGCGUACAUCUGUUGGUGCAUAACAUCGUGCCACCAUUCCUCGACGGUAGAAUCGUGUUCACGAAGCAGCCCGAACCAGUAAUUCCUGUAAAAGAUCCUACCUCGGACAUGGCAAUUAACGCCCGCAAGGGAUCCGCUCUGGUGAAGGCUUUUAGGGAACAAAAAGAGAGACGCAAAGCCCAGAAGAAGCAUUGGAAACUCGAAGGAACCAAACUAGGUAACAUCAUGGGAAUACAGAAAGAGAAAGAAGAAUUAGACGACGGACCAACAAAGGAAGCCUAUAAAUACGCCGAACAUUUGGACAAAGAGCAACAAGAGCCCGAGUCAAAAUCAGAUUUCGUAAAGAAGAAAUCAAUAAGCGAGCAACGCAGGUACCUACCAGUGUUUGCAGUCAGAGAGGAGCUCAUGCAAGUUAUAAGGGAAAACAGCGUUGUUAUUAUUGUUGGUGAGACGGGCAGCGGUAAGACUACUCAGCUGACACAGUACCUGCACGAGGAGGGUUAUAGUCGCACGGGCAUGAUCGGCUGCACACAGCCCAGGCGCGUCGCCGCCAUGUCCGUCGCCAAGCGCGUCUCCGACGAGAUGAACACCAAGCUAGGUGACGAAGUAGGCUACGCGAUCCGCUUCGAAGACUGUACAUCCUCGAACACAGUGAUAAAGUACAUGACCGACGGCAUAUUGCUGCGCGAAGGCCUACGUGAACCCGACUUAGACCACUACUGUGCGAUCAUUAUGGACGAGGCUCACGAGCGGUCGCUUUCUACGGACAUGCUGUUCGGGCUGCUCAGAGAGGUAGUAGCACGUCGCUCAGACCUGAAGUUAAUCGUGACGUCAGCGACAAUGGACUCGACCAAGUUCUCCACCUUCUUCGGCAACGUACCCACCUUCACCAUCCCAGGAAGGACGUUCCCAGUUGAAACAUUCUUCUCUAAGAACGUAUGUGAGGAUUACGUUGAUGGAGCUGUUAAACAGGUGUUAACAGAAAGGCUGGGUGAGCUGGAUAGCGCUCCACCCCUGACAGUGCUACCGAUUUACUCUCAACUGCCUGCCGACUUGCAGGCCAAGAUUUUCCAAAGGGCACCGCCUGGACAGAGAAAAUGUAUCGUCGCUACUAAUAUUGCAGAAACAUCUCUAACGGUGGACGGCAUAAUGUACGUCAUAGAUUGCGGGUACUGCAAGCUGAAGGUGUACAAUCCGAGGAUCGGCAUGGAUGCUCUGCAGAUCUAUCCCGUCAGUCAAGCCAAUGCCCGCCAACGCGCAGGUCGAGCGGGCCGAACUGGACCAGGCAAAGCGUUCUGCCUUUACACACAACGGCAGUAUCAACACGAACUACUGUCAGCCACUGUACCCGAGAUACAGAGGACCAAUCUUGCUAACACCGUGUUACUCCUGAAAUCGCUUGGUGUGGAAGAUUUGUUGGCUUUCCAUUUUAUGGAUCCGCCUCCUCAGGACACAAUCCUAAACUCAAUGUACCAGUUGUGGAUCUUAGGCGCUCUCGACGGCACGGGGGCCUUGACGCCACUGGGUCGACAAAUGGCCGAGUUCCCUUUGGACCCACCACAAUGUCACAUGCUCAUCGUGUCAGCUGAAAUGGGGUGUAGCGCUGAAGUACUUAUUAUUGUGUCAAUGCUCUCGGUUCCUUCUGUAUUCUACCGUCCGCAAGGGCGCGAAGAAGAGGCGGACUCCGUCAAGGAGAAGUUCCAAGUGCCCGAAUCGGAUCACCUCACGUUGUUGCAUUUGUACAACCAGUGGAAGGCGAACAACUACUCAAGCUCCUGGUGCACCGAACAUUUUGUGCACGGAAAGGCGAUGCGCAAAGUACGCGAAGUGCGACAACAGCUGAAGGAUAUCCUCCAGCAACAACGACUGCCGUUGGUGUCCUGCGGGACUGACUGGGACACCGUCAGAAAAUGUAUCUGCUCGGCGUACUUCCAGCAGGCGGCGCGGCUGAAGGGCAUCGGCGAGUACGUGAACAGCCGCACCGGCAUGCCGUGCCACCUGCACCCCACGUCGGCGCUGUUCGGGCUGGGCACGUCGCCCGACUACGUGGUGUACCACGAGCUCAUGAUGACCACCAAGGAGUACAUGCACUGCGUCACGGCCGUGGACGGCCGCUGGCUGGCCGAGCUGGGGCCCAUGUUCUUCUCGGUCAAGGAGACGGGCAAAACCAACCGCGACAAACGCAAAGAAGCAGCAGUUCACCUGCAAAGAAUGGAAGAAGAGAUGAAGCAAGCAGAGCAGAAGAUGGCCGAAGACAAAAAGAAGAAAGACCAAGACGUGCCCAUCAAACAGGAGAUCGCUACCCCCGGCUUAAGUACGCCCAGACGAACACCGCAUAGGCUUGGCUUGUAAAUAGAUUUACCAGCCAGAGGACGUGUACCGCUGCACAUAAACCUCUCCCCAACAGAAUACAGCCACAAUCAGAAUUGCAAUUAUUCGUAUGGUCAUAUUAACAGAAAACAUUCACAUAUAAGGUAGUAAAUUUGUAGCAGGAUGUUUCUGUCUAUGUCCUUGGCACCCACGAUAAAGGGUUUCCCUAGUGCGGGAUUAUGUGUGUGUGCGUUAUUUAUCCCAUACAAAACACACGUAUCCCAUAAAAGACACGUAUUCCAUAUAAAACACACGUGCCUCAUAUAAAAUACACGUAUCCAAUACAAAACACGUAUCCUACUUAAAACACAUGUAUUUCAUGCAAGACAUCCGUAUCCCACACAAGAACACGUAUGCCACACAAGUGCGCACGAACCCUAAGCCAACCACCACACCUACCGAAACUUUGGCACUACCAUUUCUUCCAAACAAAUAUUUGUUUAUUUUUUUAAACUAAU
Molecule: messenger RNA, 4013 nt
Organism: Hyposmocoma kahamanoa
Lineage: Eukaryota; Metazoa; Arthropoda; Insecta; Lepidoptera; Cosmopterigidae
Product: pre-mRNA-splicing factor ATP-dependent RNA helicase PRP16
Exons: 20
Coding region: 1-3537 (1178 amino acids)
Biological process (GO): mRNA splicing, via spliceosome
Cellular component (GO): intracellular anatomical structure; spliceosomal complex
Molecular function (GO): ATP binding; RNA binding
Source: RefSeq, a predicted model, not a curated record